CUUGCGUGUAAAACGGUUUUAGGAAGUUUAUUUGGUUGUUCGGAGGAAGAAGACGACAAUCCAUCUGAAUGCGAAGGAAUCCACCACCGUUGGCGAAGUCAAGCAAAUGAUUGAGGGUAUUUUGAAGGUACCUCCCGCUGAUCAACUUCUGCUGAAGCACCAAACCGAAAUGAAGAACGAAAAGACGUUGGCCUCAUAUAAUCUGAAUGCGCAGACGGCACGGGCUCACAUGCCGGCCACUCUUGGCCUUUGUCUACGGGACAAGGCCACCUUCAAUGUUCGCACAUUGAAACAACAGGUGGCUCUCUCUCGUACGCCUGAUUCCCUCCGCAUUGAUGUAUAUUGUCUGUCAGAAACAACGGCACAGGAUGCAAGCACUUUGAUCGAACUGACCGCUGUCUCGCUCUCUUUCAGGUUCCGGCUGCGCACCUCUGGUGAUGCAGAGGCGGCCACAGUCGGAUAUACUGAGGCCAAAGAAAUGGAAGGUGCAAAGAGUGCUGGAAACGUGCGCAAGCUGUUCUACUUGGUUCUUUCGACUGGUCCUCGGAAACCUCUUGUCACCGAAAUAAUCAGAGAUCAAAGUGGCUCCCUGAUAUGCAGCAAGGCGGAACACUUGGACCGCUGGGCACAGUGCUUCGAACAGCAAUUCAGCCUGCCAUCUGCUACCUCCAAUUCAGAAUGUUGGCCUUCAACAGAAAGGUGGACCGUAACUAUGGAGCCGCCUUCAGUCUCAGAAGUGUCCGAGUGUAUUUCUCUACUCAAGCGUCAUCGUGCUGGUGGUCCUGACGACCUUUCACCUGCUCCUUCCAAGGAUGGCGGUGAACUCCUCAGCCAGUGCCUGUCUGGCCUGUUUGGACCUAUCUGGGACAAUUGGGCUGAAUCGAUAGUGGUGACCAUUUUCAAAAAGGGUACUCGCAGUGAAUGUAGUAACUACAGAGGUGUUAGUUUGACGCCUGUUGUGACAAGGCAUCUGGUGUCACUGAUUCUUCGUUUUCUUACAGUGGCACGCAAAGGCUUGACUCGUGAGAAUCAAGCGGGGUUUCUCCUGGGUAGGAGCUGCGUUGACCACAUCUUCACACUCCGUCAGGUGUUAGAGCAACGGUACAUGCACGGACGACCUACCUUGGUAUUCCUUGACUUCAAGGGUACUGACAAAUUCGAAACUCUGGAUAUUACACCCUACUCAACUCCUCCCGAACUACCCGAAGUCAUGCGAUGUCAGGAAAACAUGGCUCCUCAAACUGCACAGGAAAUUCCAGCUGGUGCAAAACAGUAGAUGAUUGAUUUGAACAGGUCGACUGCAGAAACCUCACAACUUUAUGUGGGCUUUGAAUCCCUAUGUUGAAUAACCCCCUGUUCCCCCUUGUCUGGUAAUUUGUUGCCUGUGCUAUUUUCAACUUCAUCUAAUGUGAACUCAUCCUAUUUUUUGGCAACACUGACGGUAAGAUGCGUUUUUCGGAUUGUCAGUAAGAUACCACCGGACUAUUCUGAGUGACAGUUCUGUUGCCUUCCAAUGCUGUUUUCGUAAAACUUUCAAACGAACGAGACAAUAGUGGGCGGAUGUCAGUAUACUGUUCAAACCGUAGUUUGUCAGAAGCUUGAGUCAUUUCAUGACUUCCCCUACACUACCGCCUACAGUCUUACUAUUCGAACAGUAUCCAGUUCGAUUUUAGCAUUGGAGAUGUCAUGAAUUAGGUUCAUUCAUCUUUCUCGGAUGUUCAUCAGUGUCCAUUACAAGGAUGGUUGUGUCUGAUUUGAGCAUAAAAUACACUUGUUGAUGGUGUUAAAAUUUCGAUUCUUGGCUGGUCCUGUUUUUUUUUUGAGUUUCUGUUUAACAAUCAACUAUAAUGGCGGAAGCCCAAAAAAUUC
This is a messenger RNA of Opisthorchis viverrini, 1869 nucleotides long. RefSeq lists its product as hypothetical. Gene Ontology annotation, biological process: transcription elongation by RNA polymerase II. Bases 107 to 1276 code for a protein of 389 amino acids. The transcript has 4 exons. Gene Ontology annotation, cellular component: VCB complex; elongin complex. The record is from RefSeq and is a predicted model, not a curated record. Lineage: Eukaryota; Metazoa; Platyhelminthes; Trematoda; Opisthorchiida; Opisthorchiidae.